UACCAACCAGAGACGUUUCGAAAGAAGGACAUGCAUCAUGCGCUGUAAAACCCGGCUGGGUUCAUGGUGACCAUCCAAGGGAAAUCAUUUUUCAUGGGACGGGACCAUGGCACUCUUUUUCUUUCCUUGUAUCCCGCCCAAAUGGGCGUGCUCACGUGAAGAGAGGUCGCCGGAAAGCGGUCACGGUGGAGCGGAGAGCCAGACCCACACCUUCUCCUUUGUUUCUAGGUCCUGUUGUGCGAGGCCAACUCUCCAGGCAGCUGUCCAGGCACUGCAGCCUUCCAGGUAGCUCCUGGCUUAGCCUGCCUGUUCCCCAGCCUUCAGAAACAGAGCACAGCCCGAGAAAACACAUGUCUUCUUCUGAGCCCAUCCUGGACCUCAAGACAGACAUGGCAGAAGCACUUCCAGACCACAGCAACCCUGAGGAACUGAAGCAAAGCCACGAGACGAGGCAGGACCCAGGUAGCCCCAGCGCUGGGGAUGACUUUGCAAUCUCUGGCGCAAACAGCCAUGACAAACCCAGCCCAGCUCCGGCCAUGGAUGAGACCUUCCCAAGCAGAGACCCCGAGUUGGAGGCAAGGGAUCCCAGCCCCACCAACUCCUUGCCAUGGCCAGAAGCUCCCGAGGAGUGUCCAGCCCGCCCCAACACUCUGGACUUCUCCAAGUCCCUGAAGAAGCUAGAGGAGGUGAAGCAGACGGGGCAGAGGCGAAACAGUGACCACGCAGCAGUGAAGGAGAACGGGGUGGAGGUCAGCCCUGCCAUGGCAGUGGUGGUGAGCGAGGAGAGGCGGGCGCUGGAGUCCGAGCUGGGGAAGUGCAUCGAGGACUUCCGUAAGAUCAAGUUCCCCGUCACCUUUCCCAACAAGAAGCGGCAGUGGCAGAGCGAGCUGCUGAAGAAAUACCAGCUGUGAGAGGAGACCUUGUCCCCUGCCCUGGGGGAGGAUGUCCUCCAGUACGUUGAGCGUCUCCACCGAUGUCUCCUGGGUAGUAGGUGGCAGAGGCUGUCCACGCUCCCAAAAUGAGGAGUGUGAACGCCCAUCAGGAGGCCUUCAGGAGGGAUGCAUGAUAUUCUAAGUGGCAUAAGCAUAGGUGGAGGGGCAUAGAAAAAGGAAGGAGGCCCAGGGUGAAUGUUCAGGGCCAGAGCUACCAUCCAGCAGAAGUUCCU
Messenger RNA from Grus americana (Whooping crane), 1165 nucleotides. Its product is annotated as BTB/POZ domain-containing protein KCTD16-like. Lineage: Eukaryota; Metazoa; Chordata; Aves; Gruiformes; Gruidae. The record is from RefSeq and is a predicted model, not a curated record. The transcript has 3 exons. Bases 351 to 911 code for a protein of 186 amino acids.